Molecule: messenger RNA, 4560 nt
Organism: Hyalella azteca
Lineage: Eukaryota; Metazoa; Arthropoda; Malacostraca; Amphipoda; Hyalellidae
Product: probable C-mannosyltransferase DPY19L1
Exons: 5
Coding region: 458-2641 (727 amino acids)
Cellular component (GO): nuclear inner membrane
Molecular function (GO): mannosyltransferase activity
Source: RefSeq, a predicted model, not a curated record
UUUAUUAAUACGAUUCCGAUUUAAUUCAAAUAAUACAAUAAACUACAGCUAUCUGAUAUCAAGCAAAUGACGAUAACAUGGUCAAAAAGUUAUCGUUUACGUCAAUAUCUCCCGAUUGCAAGCCUUGCAAGGUUCCAGUCUUCAAAGGCAAAUUAUUCCUUUGGUCCGAACUCCGAAGGUCCGGAGCUAUUUACCUCAGACCAUAUUCUCAGUCAGACUCAGACACAAGCAGCCACGGCACGGACACAAGUGUUUGGGCAGUGUAGAUGUUGUUCAGCAGUAUUUUGCAUUACCGGCUGCCAGUGCUAGCUUGGUAGAUCAACGGACGAAAUUUCAUUGCCGGCAUAGUUGCUGUUUGCCGUAAAACCACUGUCCACUAGACGUUGAGAUACACCAACAAAAUCUCUAUUUCCUUGGGAAUCCUGGUCUGGUGGCUGCCAGUCUACCUUAUAAUCCAAUGGAGACCAAGCCAUCCAGCACAAGCAGUAGGAACAGCAAGAAGCAUCAGAAUGCAACUAAAGCUCCCAAGGAUGAGAAGUCCAAAUCUUCCACCAAUUCUUCCAGCAAAAGCACUAGCAGACAAACUGCAACCUCCCAUGAUUGCAUUGAUAAGAAAAUGAGUUUUAAGCUCCUCUUAGUUGGAGGGCUUUGCUGUGGUCUGCUCAACAUGUUCCACACUUCUUCCAUGUUUGAAAAUGAUCGUAGGUUUUCUCAUUUAUCUGAUCUGGAAAGAGAAAUGACUUUCAGAACAGAAAUGGGCUUCUACUACUGGCACUAUAAAAUCUUGGUGGAGUCUGACACGAUGCUUCAUGGCUUAACAACGCUAGUGCAAAACAAUAUCACUGAGUAUCCUAGUGUGAUCAACAGCCUACAUCGCUUCAACGUAAUGCCUGAGGUGGUGAUAGCAGCUCUAUACCGAACAUUCCGUAGCUUCACCCGGUGGGCGCAGAUAGAUCUGGAGCAGUGCUACAAGGUGUCCAGAGGAGCUCGUCUGGCAGCAGUCUGGAGCUGCGAUGGUCUUGGUGUGCCUGCUAAUUUCUAUGUGCAGUGUGCUUGGACUAUGGCUGGCUUAACAGCCGCUCUUAUAUUCUUAUCAGGAGCAUUGCUGAGCAACAGCUACAUAGGAGGAGCUGUGGCAGCUCUGUGCUUUUUUUUCAAUCACGGAGAGGCCACAAGGGUCAUGUGGACACCUCCUCUGAGAGAGACAUUCUCAUUCCCGUUCAGUUUGCUGAUCAACUUAUUGGUGACUCAGACCUUGAGGAAACCACGGGCUCAUUACAUCCAGGCUCUAUGCAUAGCUGUAUCAACCUAUUGCUACCUAGUAACGUGGCAAUUUGCUCAAUACACACUUUUGGUGACAAUUAUGCUGGUGUAUUUCCUGCAUGCUGUUGAAAUGAUCAGGCCUUUGCCUAUGCUGUUGGUGCUCAUGGGCAGUCUUUUUGGAUUUGCCAACUGCCUCGUUUCAAUGUUCGCUAAUAAGAUGCUAAUGACUUCACAUCUUGCGGGUUGCCUGCUUGCUAUCUUCCUCAUGUAUGUUGUUCUGGAAAACAUCUUCAAUUGGAUCCCAUCGCCCAUGAACAAGUCUGUGCAGAUUGUCUUCAUUUUUCUCUCCACAAUUGCUGCUAAAAUGGAGUUGUCUAACUUUCUAGGCAUGGAGGAAGACUCUCAUGUAUAUAAUAUUCUGCGUUCUAAGUUCUCUAACUACUCAGAUUUCCACACAAAGCUUUACACGUGUUCCAGCGAAUUCGAUUUCAUGCCACGUUCUACCGCGUUGAGUCUGUGCAACUCGUAUUUGAUGCCCCUUGCCUUUAUUGUGGUUGGAGCCGUAGGAUCGAAUUUUAUAGCAACUUGCUUCAAUAACCUGAAGGACAGCUUCAAGAACAAAACAGACGUUCUACCUAAUCUCUGGCGUGCAAUUGAUCCUGGCAUCGUGUAUAAUAUUGCCAUGCUUGUUGUCUAUUGCAUUCUUGCCUCUCUGAUUAUGCGAUUGAAGCUCUUCAUGACUCCACAGUUAUGCAUCAUAGCCUCUCUUGUCGCAAGUCCCAAGUACUUCAAGAUGCUACAAAGGAAAGAUUUAUACUACUUAACGCUUGCGAUCCUCUUAUCUGUUAUGACCAUCCCAGGUUACAAGAACCUAAUGGAACAACGCGCAACACAAGGCGAGUACUUAAACACAGAUCUCGAAGAACUUCUGCAUUUUGUUCAGACCGAAACGGCACCCAACAGUGUUUUCGCCGGCUCUAUGCCCACGAUGGCUAACCUGAUGCUCUCCACUGGACGUCCAAUAGUGAACCACCCUCACUAUGAGACCAAGGAAGUGCGCCGGCGCACGAAAAUUGUGUAUAGCGUGUUUAGUAGACGACCUGCGGAAACAGUCUAUGAGAGUCUACUGAAGCUCAAAGUCAAUUACCUGGUGCUAGAUUACAGUCAAUGUUAUCAAAAAAUAAAGCCUGGGUGUGGUAUGGUGGACCUCUGGGACAUCGAGGAACCUCAAAACAAGAAUAAGCCUGCGCUCUGUCCAAAACUAUACAACGAAAGUCCUGCACCUUUCCAUAGAGUUUUUGUUAACGAUGGUUACGCUGUUUUGCAAGUGCCGUCCAAGUUCGUUCAGAUUCCUUUGCCAAAAACACAUAAAAUUUAGUGACUCGUCAUAUUUUACAGCUUCUCUUUACGCGAUGUAAAUGCGUUCAGUUUUGUUUUAAUUUCUUGCCCGAGGCGCCUCGCAGAUUUUUUUUCUCCCCAGGAUUUUUUAGAGAAGACAAUCGAAAUAAAGGUUUUUAUUUUGUAGUUAGUUUAAAUCGUUGUUACGAAAAAAUGAAUUUAGAAUUUUACGGUCACUAUCAUUUUUAAUAGUUGAUAAUCACUGUUUUCACAGCAAGUUUAGGAGCUAUUUGUUAUAGCAUUAUGCAAAAAUAAAUCAUCUCUGGCAACGUUGGACAUUUGUUAAGAAGGGCAUUGUUUUACAAAAGAGAUUAUUUACACUUGUUUAUGUAUUUUAUUUAUAGUGUUUUAUAAUUAUUAUCUACUUGAUUUUGCUGAAUUUCUUUUACCGCAGUGUACUUUUUAACCUCUCUCUUUUUAAUGGGUACACAGUUAAAUAUGCUCUGAGGUUCGAUAUAUUGUAAAGACUAAUAGGUGGCCUGAUUCAGGAAGGCCCUAGUAUCUGUUUUAACUUGUAAGUCGAUGUGUUUUAAAGUUGAUUAAGUAGUAUCAGAUUUCCUGAUGGCAGCCUGUCAUCAGGCCUGCUUAUAGCGUACUGUGUAGUGGGGCUGGUGAGCGAAGUUCUGUAUCACAGUAUUGCAAACUUUCCACAUUUCCUUUUGUACAUUCUUAUUGCAAUAUUUCUGUCAAAAAUUCUUCCAUUUACGCUAAUUAAAAAAAAAAAGCGUUGCUCUUCUACGCUGCAUCGAUUCAUCAAGUUAACUUCUGUUAAGGGAACUGCUAAUGUUCUUUGCAACAACUAGUUAUAUUUUUUAUGUUUACUACUGCAUUGUUUUUAGUAUACAAGUAUAUGGCAUUGGGAGUAGUUUGCUGUUCAACAAUUAACUGGCAUCGACGGAGACUUAAUGAAUUUGUUUCAUUCUUAUUACUGGACAAAAUGUAUAAAAUUAUUCUUGUGGAGUACAUGAAGUACUGAUUUUGUUUUAUGUCGCUAUUACAGGUCGCGUUCGGCAAGCAAGGCGUUUCUUAAAUCCAUUGACUUGUAGCUUAUAACCAACGCAUGAAUGAUGAAAGACAGAAAAGUCGAUGAACUGUGCAUUUUAAUUAUUAUAUUUUCAAGCGGAUGCCAUAAUUUCUACGAAUGCGUGCUCUGUGUUGGUAUCCUUGUGGUGAUGCACGAUCUCUUAUAUUGCACGAUCUCUUUGAAUUCGCUUUGAUUAACUGUUUUCUUUAUCCACGCGUUCAUGAAUGAUUGUCAUUGGGAUGUUUCUCGUCUAGAACCGGAUAGAAUUUUUUAUGUUUGUUUCCAUAUUUAGCUAGCAAAAUGCAACGGUCGAUUAUUUGAUUUCUUCUUUUAACAUCUCAAUUAUUUUUCAGCAACUGCACAAUGUUUUACUCCAUGAUGGUAAAAUUUUUGUAGUUUUAAUUAAUUACUGUAAAUUUGUACUCAUUGAAACUGCUAAACGUACUAGUUACUGCCACUAUCGUGACUAUUUACAGCUAAAGUCAGUGCGCUAGUCUUGCCUAAAGCGUUAUUUUUUGUGACAUAUCUAAAUUUCCGUGUCCAAAUUCUUUCAUAGUUUGCCCAUGCCUUUGUUUUAAUCACAAAAAAAUCACUACUAGUAGAGGAUAAGUUCUGAUGCUACGGAAUGGUAAUGUGUUGGUUGUAUUUGAAUUAUGUCGAAUUGCAGCUUGGUACGUUGAAGUUUCGUUUAUGUAUAGCAUAACAAUAACUUAGAUUAUAUUGGGCUAAAGCUGGAAGUAAUGUCUUUGGCCGGGAGUUUUUUCUCUAUUAUGGUGCUCAAUUGUAAUUUAUUUGAUGAUUUAUUUUAGACUAAUGGAAUGUUAAAGCUUCUGCCUUGAAGAAUAAAGUUUUGUAUUACAUGUUACGAUAUUGUC